AUGGACUCACUGGUUUUAUAUAUUGCAGUUGGAGCAAUUUUAAAGAUGCCUAAUCUAUCUUCAGGAAUCACUUAUAAUGUGGAAGUGAAAGAGAAUUCAAGUUUCUCUUGCUAUACUGAACCAUUAGAUGAUGCAAGCCCAAAGCCCAAGGUCAUUAAAUUGUACCUUGGUUCACAAAAUUUGAAAAUCAGCUGUCAUUUAUAUAAUGUAAAUCAGGAGGAUACUUUGGAGAACAGAAAAAAGCUUCUUCUGCGAUAUACCUCAUCAGGGCUUGCUCCCAGCAUUCAGAUCUUCAACAGUACCUAUUCUGGGAUCUUCUACUUCAGAAUGAAACUGGAAGAAAGUCAGUCUACCUGGACUAUUGAUAUCCCCAGAAGAAAUAUUACAUAUAAUACAGAUAUUGCUCCAAUAGAGGAAUGGUUUGUAAGAUUCACCAUGCAUCAUAGAUUAAACAUGUUUACUACUGAAGGAACACUACUAGAUAUUUUUAGAGAGCCUCUUCUUCAGUGGCAUCUUGGCAAACCAAUAGGCUCUACUGAAAUUGGUGUUCUAAUACCAGAUGUAAUAAAUAUCACAGUGUCAAAAUGCCCCUGUGCUAAUGAUGUGGCAGUAAUUGCUCUUAUAUGCAACGAUACAGUACAUGGAAUUUAUUUAGGAGUUACCAAUUCUGGAUUUAUAUCUCGAGAUACAAAGUGGUUCAAUAUGACAGACAGCCUGUGUAGUCUCCUAGACGAUGACUGUGCUGGCCUUUCACUUGUGAAUAUAAUCUUAACGAAUAAUCAUUUAAUAAUCCUCACUACAUUGGGCCUUUUCAUCAGUCAAGAUCUACGCUAUCCAACUGGAAGGAUUUUAAAUUUCACCAAACCAAGCUUCUGCGGCUUUGAAAGGGAUGAUUAUUUCAGCGCAAAUGUAUGGUAUAAUGUGCAAUGUCUAGCUAACGCAGAGAGCUAUGAAGUGGAUUACAUUAGCCUCUCGUUCAACAAAGAUAAGACAUUAAGCCAGGUAUCUACCUGUUUCUAUAGUAAUGAUCCAUACACAGAAUGGUACAGUUGCUUGCCCCAUAAAUUUCACGGUGGAAAGACACUUUCUAGACGAGUAGUGGCAUUUCUUAUUGACUAUCAGCAGAACACUGGAAUAGGUCUUAUAACUGUUCAGAAUAAAGAAAUGGUCUCGGUGUACAAGUUAACAGACCACAAAUUGAACAGGAAAACAAAAUUUCCAGUAUUCUGGUUUCCAGACCCUAAGUUUUUGCCUUUUGGAAUGUUUUUUCACCCAGGAAGUCACUUUCUCUAUAUUUAUGGGAGCCAGGUCUGGUUUUCUGACGAUGGAGGCAACACUUUUAUGUUGUUAAUCACUCUGGAGAAUGAAAUAAUUAUAAAAACAAAUAUGUGUGUUUAUAGUCACUCAAUUGCAUUUGUGACUGACAAGGGAAACAUCUUCUUUACUAAGGCAGGUUUUGAAAGAUAUGCCAAGCUUACGACAUCAGCACACGAUGUUUUCAAUUUGUACUAUGACCACUUGGGGUCUUUAAAUAUAAUUUCUCUGAAUGAAUCAGUCUCUGAUAGUCUGGAAAUACACCUGCUUGAUGUUAUCACUCUAAUACAGGAGGACGACAUAGGUUUUGAUGGCCCAUUGUCGCCACAAUACAUCACUGAACAGCAAAUGGUAUUUUUUGAACAUAUCCCAUUGAAUGGAAAAUCAAGAAGUAUUAAAAAGUCAAGAUUUUAUGGUCUGCACAAAGGCAAGGUGUUACAAUAUCGGCCAAGCGGAUCAGCUACAAUAGUCAAUGUUUUCCAUCAUGAAUAUCCUCCACAAUAUUUAUCCUCUGUCAUCGUAGACGUUCUGGAGAGGUUUCCCUUUGAAUCUAAAGAUAAAAGCUUCUUUAUGGAUAAUACUUUAAGUAUUUUGAAGGUGUCAAACACCACCAGAGUUAAGCUUCAGCUUGUUUCUGAAUAUUAUAAUCGUUCGGUGAAGGUUGUUUCUUCACGUCUUAAUGUAUUUAAACCUUCUGAUAUUGAGAAGACUGUGGUGAUUCCUGGCUUUAGCAGCUUCCUGAUUGUUGAAAUUCUAGAUGGUCUGAAUGCUUUGGCAGAUGCUACCAUGCCUGAGAGAGUGCCUUUCAACAAAAACUUUUCCUCAGGCAUGUGGUUUGUGUAUGACUUUGGCACUAAGAAUGGAAGAAAAUGGAAGAUUAUAGUAGACACCUGUAGAUACUGGGUACGAGAACUUGAUAAUCUACCACUGAAUGCCAUUAAAUACCUGGAUCUUACCCAAACCUUCAAUUUUGGAUUCAGAGUAACCCCUGUUAAUCUAGCCUAUCCAAUCUUUCACAUGCCACUAAUGAAGCUAGUAGUUGGAAAUCCAUCUCUAUUCAAAGUGAAGACAAAUGAUUACUGGGAUGACACUGAUAGUUACACGAUGGAAUUCUCUGUUACUAACAAUUUUUACAAACAAGGUAAAUCUUCAAUAGCUGUCAUUCUCACAAAAGCAUCACUUGUUUGUGGUGUGUCAACAAUUGUGCUAACACUGAAGAGUGGCUGUUCGUACAGUAAAUCAAUGCACUACAUUUCUCCGGUUUCAAUCUCUGCCCAGAGUUGGCUGCAUGGGGACCCAAAAGACCCAUAUGGUUUCAAACUCUUAAAACAGUUGCCGGUAAACUACAGGCCUCCAUCGAAACUGGGAAUAGCUGUUCCACUCACUGAUAACUUUUAUAAUGCUGACCCCAGCAAACCUAGAAUGAGAGAUUAUUUUGCUGGAUCAAAAAAUUCUGGAGCCUACAAGCAGUGUGCUAACAAGUCAACUCGAGCAGAAUGUAACUGCGAUGACAACAAGAAACUUUCCUUUUUUGUUGCUUUCUCAGAUUGCAAAGAGAAGGCUUUGAGGAUGAAAUAUCCAGUUACAAGACUUCCAAUCCAUUUCAGAGUUGACCGUGAGAAUGAAUAUACACCACUGGCAUCUCCUUUUUUUGUCACAGUCACAGAGGUUAACCAUAGGACAAACUGGGAAGUUGCAGGUAUGGAUAGAGGAUUUGCAGAACAGUUCUUUUUGAUAACAGACAAGACUAGGAACAAAUGUACCAAUGAAACACCAAGCAUGUUAAAAAUGAGAGCGUAUUUAGCUGAUAAACUCAACAUUACACUGUAUAAUCCAGAAGCCCUAACCCUAAACAUAUAUGGGUCUGAGCUUUUUCAUUUCAGGGUAGCAAUUAUUCCUGGAGUCUCCUUUUGUAAUCUACUUGAUGAAUUUCAGAUUUAUGUUGAUGAUGCUCCUUUGGCCUUCCCAGGACAAUAUCUUGUUAGCACAACAACAGCUGUAUUAGUAGGAGGCAUCAUCUUUGUCAUAUUUAUGAUGCAAAUGUAUGAAAUAAACAUAUGGAACAAAGUGAAAAGUAAAGUGAGGAAAAAGAACAAAGUAUCGGUGUCUGAAACCUCAGCAACUGUUACUUCUACUUCUUUCUAG
Messenger RNA from Malaclemys terrapin pileata, 3459 nucleotides. RefSeq names its product cation channel sperm associated auxiliary subunit beta (gene CATSPERB). NCBI's taxonomy places the organism in Eukaryota, Metazoa, Chordata, Testudines, Emydidae. The record is from RefSeq and is a predicted model, not a curated record. Gene Ontology annotation, cellular component: cilium; CatSper complex. The transcript has 26 exons. The coding region runs from base 1 to 3459 and encodes 1152 amino acids.